This is a messenger RNA of Trichoderma virens Gv29-8, 1401 nucleotides long. RefSeq lists its product as uncharacterized. The transcript has a single exon. Bases 1 to 1401 code for a protein of 466 amino acids. Gene Ontology annotation, molecular function: N,N-dimethylaniline monooxygenase activity; flavin adenine dinucleotide binding; NADP binding. The record is from RefSeq and is a predicted model, not a curated record. NCBI's taxonomy places the organism in Eukaryota, Fungi, Ascomycota, Sordariomycetes, Hypocreales, Hypocreaceae.
AUGUCGCCAUCAUCGACUUCCCAGUUUGAUGUGAAGAAGAUAGCUAUUAUUGGCGCAGGACCAAGCGGCCUAUCUGCCGCGAAAUAUCUACGUGCGCAAAACGCCUUCGACUCUAUCGUCAUAUUUGAGCAACAGGGAGAAACUGGAGGAAUAUGGAACCGCUCGAAAUCUCCACUCGAAACGACCCCCAUGCCCAAAGAUGAUAGAUUCAGUUCAUCAAACAGCCUCAUUGGUCAUGACCCAAGCAUACUGUCACCGAUAUAUGAUCAGCUUUACGCCAAUAUUCCUGUACCUAUGAUGCGCUUUUCUGACCAGCCCUUUCCCCAAGGGAGCUUAUUAUUCCCUUCGCGCGAGGUCAUCCAGGAGUACCUUCUUAAAUAUGCCAAGGAAGUCAGGCACCUGAUAAAAUUCGGUGUUCAGGUAGAGAAAUUGGAACCUAUAUCCAAGGGAGCGAGAACCACUUGGGUAUUGGAGGCAAAGUCUAUGCAUGAUAACCAGAUCAUGAGAGAUCUAUACGACGCAGUGGUUAUUGCGACAGGGCACUACUCUGUCCCAUUUAUUCCAGAGAUUAAGAAUAUCGCAAAAUUUAUGGAAACCCAUCCGUCUGUCGUAUUACACUCCCGCGACUAUCGCACACCCACGUCUUUCAAAGAUAAGAAGACAAUAGUGGUGGGCAACGGGGCAUCGGGUACUGAUAUUGCGCUCCAAAUCAAUCGAGUAUCAGCUCGAAGAACAAUGGUUUCUGUGAGAACACCAACGCCUCAGCCACGACUAGCAUACAUGGGUUGCGAAGAAGUUUCAGAAAUCGAGGAAUUUCUUGCGGAUGAACGGGGAAUUCGAUUCAAGGAUGGAAGAGUCGAGAGCGGGAUCGACGCUGUUAUCUUUUGCACGGGAUUCUUAUAUGACUAUCCUUUUCUUCCCGUUUUACAAAGGAAGCUUAUUACAACAGGCGACGGUGUACAUGGGCUUUACAAACACAUAUUUUGCAUUGAUUACCCAACUCUAGCUUUUUCGGCACUCAAUGUGAAAACUGCCCCUUGGCCACUUGCCGAGGCGCAAGCUGCAGUGUUUUCUGCUGUAUGGUCUAACAAUAUUCAACUUCCUUCAGUUGACGCGAUGCAAGAAUGGUCUAAGAAGCUUUAUGAAGACGAAGGAGAGCAGCUGCAUAUUUUCCGUACGUCAUCGGCGGACGGUCUAUACAUCAAUGACCUUUAUGACUGGGUGGUGAGGUCACAUCAUACUCAUAAAGGGAAAGAACCGCCUUUUUGGAAUGACAUUUCCUUUUGGCAGAAACAUAUUUUCCCCCAGGCUAAACUCAAAUUUGAAAAAGAUGGCUAUAAGGCGACCAGUUUAGAAGAACUCGGAUUUCACUAUGAAGAGAACUGGAAGACAAAAGAGUGA